AUGAAGGCUGUUCGUAACCUGCUGAUUUAUAUAUUUUCCACCUAUCUCCUGGUUAUGUUUGGAUUUAAUGCUGCCCAAGACUUCUGGUGUUCAACUUUGGUGAAGGGAGUCAUUUAUGGAUCGUAUUCUGUAAGUGAAAUGUUUCCCAAAAACUUUACAAACUGCACUUGGACGCUGGAAAAUCCAGAUCCAACCAAAUAUAGCAUUUACCUGAAAUUUUCCAAAAAGGACCUUAGCUGCUCUAACUUUUCCCUCCUGGCUUACCAGUUUGAUCAUUUUUCCCAUGAAAAAAUCAAGGAUCUUUUAAGAAAGAAUCAUUCUAUAAUGCAACUCUGCGAAUCCAAGAAUGCUUUCGUUUUUCUACAGUAUGACAAAAAUUUUAUUCAAAUACGUCGGGUCUUUCCAACCGAUUUCCCAGGAUUACAGAAAAAAGGGGAAGAAGAUCAGAAAUCUUUUUUUGAAUUUUUGGUGUUGAACAAGGUGAGCCCGAGCCAGUUUGGUUGUCAUGUGUUAUGCACUUGGUUGGAGAGCUGCUUAAAGUCAGAAAAUGGGAGAACGGAGUCCUGCGGGAUCAUGUAUACAAAGUGCACCUGCCCUCAGCACUUGGGAGAGUGGGGGCUCGACGACCAGGCACUGGUUUUGUUAAAUAACGUGGUGUUGCCCCUGAAUGAGCAGACUGAGGGCUGCCUGACCCAAGAGCUGCAAACCACCCAGGUCUGCAAUCUUACCAGGGAGGCCAAGCGACCGCCCAAAGAAGAAUUUGGAAUGAUGGGAGAUCAUACAAUUAAAAGUCAGCGACCUCGAUCUGUUCAUGAAAAAAGGGUCCCUCAGGAACAAGCUGAUGCUGCUAAAUUUAUGGCACAAACUGGUGAAUCUGGCGUGGAAGAGUGGUCCCAGUGGAGCACAUGCUCAGUUACUUGUGGUCAGGGGUCGCAGGUGCGAACCAGAACUUGUGUAUCACCUUACGGGACACACUGCAGCGGCCCAUUAAGAGAAUCAAGGGUUUGCAAUAACACUGCCCUCUGUCCAGUCCAUGGAGUCUGGGAGGAGUGGUCUCCGUGGAGUCUCUGCUCAUUCACCUGUGGUCGAGGCCAGAGAACCAGAACGAGGUCGUGCACUCCGCCCCAGUAUGGGGGGAGGCCGUGCGAAGGGCCGGAGACGCAUCAUAAGCCGUGUAAUAUCGCCCUCUGCCCAGUCGACGGACAGUGGCAGGAGUGGAGCUCCUGGAGCCAGUGCUCGGCGACCUGCUCGAAUGGGACCCAGCAGAGGAGUCGGCUGUGCACUGCGGCUGCGCACGGGGGCUCGGAGUGCAGGGGGCCCUGGGCAGAGAGCAGAGAGUGUUACAACCCCGAGUGCACAGCCAAUGGGCAGUGGAAUCAAUGGGGUCAUUGGAGUGGCUGCUCCAGGUCCUGUGACGGAGGCUGGGAGAGAAGGAUGAGGACCUGCCAGGGCGCGGCCAUGACUGGGCAGCCUUGCGAAGGGACAGGCGAGGAAGUGCGGAGAUGCAGUGAGCAGCGCUGUCCUGCACCUUAUGAAAUAUGCCCAGAGGAUUAUCUGAUGUCGAUGGUGUGGAAGAGGACUCCAGCAGGCGACUUGGCCUUCAAUCAGUGCCCAAUGAAUGCCACAGGCACCGCUAGCAGACGCUGCUCGCUCAGUCUUCACGGAGUGGCCUUCUGGGAACAGCCGAGCUUUGCAAGAUGCAUAUCAAAUGAGUACAGACACUUGCAGCAUUCAAUCAAAGAACACCUUGCAAAGGGGCAGAGAAUGCUGGCGGGUGAUGGGAUGUCCCAGGUCACCAAGACACUGCUGGAUUUAACUCAGAGGAAAAACUUCUAUGCGGGCGAUCUUCUGAUGUCGGUUGAAAUCCUCAGGAAUGUGACGGACACCUUUAAAAGGGCAAGUUACAUCCCUGCCUCUGAUGGCAUCCAGAACUUCUUUCAAAUAGUUAGCAACCUUCUCGAUGAAGACAACAAGGAAAAAUGGGAAGAUGCACAGCAGAUUUAUCCAGGCUCGAUAGAGUUAAUGCAGGUGAUUGAAGAUUUUAUACACAUUGUUGGAAUGGGGAUGAUGGACUUUCAGAAUUCAUACUUAAUGACUGGAAAUGUAGUGGCUAGCAUUCAGAAGCUUCCUGCAGCCUCUGUUCUAACAGACAUCAACUUCCCAAUGAAAGGACGGAAGGGGAUGGUUGACUGGGCAAGAAACUCAGAAGACAGAGUCGUCAUUCCAAAAAGCAUCUUCACUCCUGUGUCAUCAAAAGAAUUAGAUGAAUCAUCGGUCUUUGUUCUUGGAGCAGUCCUGUACAAAAACUUAGAUCUAAUUUUGCCCACUCUGAGAAAUUAUACUGUCGUCAAUUCCAAAAUCAUCGUGGUCACCAUAAGGCCUGAACCCAAAACAACGGAUUCAUUCCUGGAGAUAGAGCUAGCUCAUUUGGCUAAUGGUACUUUGAAUCCCUAUUGUGUGUUAUGGGAUGACUCAAAAACGAACGAUUCUUUGGGAACGUGGUCCACCCAGGGAUGUAAAACUGUGCUUACCGAUGCAUCCCAUACGAAAUGCUUAUGUGAUCGUCUCUCUACCUUCGCCAUUUUGGCUCAGCAACCUAGAGAAAUAAUCAUGGAAUCCUCUAGUACACCUUCAGUUACCCUGAUCGUAGGCAGUGGCCUUUCUUGCUUGGCCUUGGUCACCCUAGCAGUUGUCUAUGCAGCGUUAUGGAGGUACAUCCGCUCUGAGAGGUCCAUAAUUCUAAUUAACUUCUGCCUGUCUAUCAUCUCAUCCAACAUCCUCAUCCUGGUUGGACAGACUCAGACACAUAAUAAGAGCAUCUGUACGACCACCACAGCAUUUCUGCACUUUUUCUUCCUGGCUUCAUUCUGUUGGGUUUUGACUGAAGCGUGGCAAUCAUAUAUGGCUGUAACCGGAAAAAUUAGAACACGGCUUAUAAGGAAACGCUUUUUGUGCCUUGGAUGGGGUUUACCAGCUUUAGUGGUGGCCACAUCCGUAGGCUUCACCAGGACAAAAGGAUAUGGCACUGAUCACUAUUGCUGGCUCUCUCUUGAAGGAGGUCUACUCUACGCCUUUGUGGGACCUGCAGCUGCUGUUGUCCUGGUCAACAUGGUGAUUGGCAUUUUGGUAUUUAAUAAACUUGUUUCAAGAGAUGGGAUCCUAGAUAAAAAGCUCAAACACAGAGCCGGUCAGAUGAGUGAGCCUCAUAGCGGUUUGACGCUCAAAUGUGCCAAGUGUGGAGUAGUUUCAACAACAGCUUUAUCAGCCACCACCGCCAGUAAUGCCAUGGCGUCUCUCUGGAGCUCCUGUGUGGUGUUGCCCCUUCUGGCUCUGACGUGGAUGUCUGCAGUUCUGGCCAUGACAGACAAACGCUCCAUCCUGUUUCAGAUUCUUUUUGCUGUGUUUGAUUCAUUACAAGGCUUUGUGAUAGUCAUGGUCCACUGCAUUCUUCGAAGAGAGGUUCAGGAUGCAUUUAGAUGUCGAUUAAGAAACUGUCAGGACCCAAUCAAUGCUGAUUCUUCCAGUUCGUUUCCUAAUGGGCAUGCUCAAAUCAUGACAGACUUUGAAAAGGAUGUAGACAUUGCUUGUCGAUCAGUUCUUCAUAAGGAUAUUGGUCCCUGCAGAGCAGCAACAAUAACAGGCACCCUCUCUAGGAUUUCUCUGAAUGAUGAUGAAGAAGAAAAAGGAACAAACACUGAAGCACUUAGCUAUUCAACAUUGCCUGGAAACGUCAUUUCCAAAGUCAUUAUUCAGCAGCCCACAGGUCUACACAUGCCCAUGGGUAUGAAUGAGCUAGGCAAUCAAUGUUUGAAAAAAGAGAACAGUGAAUUGCGGAGAACUGUGUACUUAUGUACGGAUGAUAAUUUGAGAGGGGCGGAUAUGGACAUCGUCCAUCCUCAAGAGAGAAUGAUGGAGAGUGACUAUAUUGUGAUGCCCAGAAGUUCUGUAAAUACCCAGCCAUCAAUGAAAGAAGAAAGCAAAAUGAAUAUCGGCAUGGAAACCCUGCCCCAUGAAAGGUUAUUGCACUACAAAGUGAAUCCUGAAUUCAACAUGAAUCCUCCUGUCAUGGACCAGUUCAAUAUGAACUUAGAGCAACAUCUCGCACCCCAGGAACAUAUGCAGAAUUUGCCCUUUGAGCCUCGCACAGCUGUGAAGAACUUCAUGGCCUCUGAGUUGGAUGAAAAUGCAGGAUUAUCAAGAAGUGAAACUGGAUCAACAAUAUCGAUGAGUUCUUUAGAAAGAAGAAAAUCACGAUAUUCAGACCUUGACUUUGAGAAGGUUAUGCAUACAAGGAAGAGGCACAUGGAGCUGUUUCAGGAACUCAAUCAGAAAUUUCAAACUUUGGACAGAUUUCGGGAUAUACCAAAUACAAGCAGUCUGGAAAACCCAGCACCAAACAAGAAUCCAUGGGACACUUUCAAAAACCCCAGUGAAUACCAACAUUACACCACAAUCAAUGUCUUAGACACAGAGGCAAAAGAUGCUUUGGAACUGAGACCAGCAGAGUGGGAGAAAUGUCUGAGUUUGCCUCUGGACGUGCAGGAGGGGGACUUUCAAACAGAAGUUUAA
Budorcas taxicolor (takin) is the source of this 4569-nucleotide messenger RNA. It is a transcript of the gene ADGRB3, whose product is annotated as adhesion G protein-coupled receptor B3. Bases 1 to 4569 code for a protein of 1522 amino acids. The transcript is spliced from 30 exons. Gene Ontology annotation, cellular component: plasma membrane; postsynapse; synaptic cleft. The record is from RefSeq and is a predicted model, not a curated record. NCBI's taxonomy places the organism in Eukaryota, Metazoa, Chordata, Mammalia, Artiodactyla, Bovidae. Gene Ontology annotation, molecular function: G protein-coupled receptor activity. Gene Ontology annotation, biological process: neuron remodeling; negative regulation of angiogenesis; cell surface receptor signaling pathway.